Molecule: messenger RNA, 1215 nt
Organism: Pimephales promelas (fathead minnow)
Lineage: Eukaryota; Metazoa; Chordata; Actinopteri; Cypriniformes; Leuciscidae
Product: alpha-2,8-sialyltransferase 8E
Biological process (GO): oligosaccharide metabolic process; N-glycan processing
Molecular function (GO): alpha-N-acetylneuraminate alpha-2,8-sialyltransferase activity
Source: RefSeq, a predicted model, not a curated record
ACGCGCGCGCGCACAUUGCAUUUGUCUCCGAUGGCAUCGGCGUCUCUCCAGUGGAUCUUCACACUGCUGAUGGUCCUGGUCAUCUUUCAGUGUGUGUGUGUGAUGUUUUCACACAUGGCCGAGUCCGACACACACUCGUCCAGAGAUGCGAUCACAAAGGGGUUUAUGAAGCUGCACUGUGAAAAACUCAGACGCAAGUUUUCCAUUAUCAAACCGGCCAAAAGUAUAAAGCUCAAUGGGUUCACGGAGGAGCUGUCAGAUUACAUGAGCUGCCCGUACAAAUAUAACCAAACUGAGCGGGAGCUGAACAGAAUCCGGUUGCAGUUUUGUUGUAACGCCACAGGAUCAUUCAUCCUCACCAAAGACAACACAGCCAUCAAUCAAUCCAUCCAAUAUGAAACAAGCACAACAAAAACAUACAAAAUGAAUUCAGAAAUUUACAGUAUGCUGCCUGAGGACAUCCCCUGGUCCGGUCGGCGUCUGGGUCGGUGUGCUGUGGUCGGCAGCGGUGGGAUUUUGAAAAACAGCAGCUGUGGACGUGAGAUUGACAACGCAGACUUUGUCAUUCGGUUUAAUUUGGCAGAGGUUAAUGACAGUGACGUUGGACUGAAGACGGAUCUGAUAACCAUCAACCCCAGUCAGCUCCGAUACAAAGACCUGGAGAAGAAUCCGGAUCCGUUGGUGGAGCGGGUCAGUGUGUACGGAAACGCCACCGUCAUUAUUCCUGCCUUCGCCUACACCUUCUGCACAACUCCGUCAAUCAACGCGCUCAAAGUCCUCCAUCCACUCAGACCUCAUCAGCCGGUGGUGUUCUUCAGCCCCUCUUACCUGCGGUCACUGGACCGGUUCUGGAAGGGGCGUGGCCUGCAGGAGAAGCGCCUCUCCACUGGGUUUAUUUUAAUCAGCACUGCACUGGAACUGUGUGAGCAUGUUCACGUUUACGGAUUCUGGCCGUUCGGCAGCGACCUGCAGGAACAGCCGAUUCCAUACCAUUAUUACGACCAGAUCCUCCCGAGCUCCCACAUGCACAAGAUGCCGGAAGAGUUUGUGCGACUACUGCAGCUCCACAGCCAGGGGGCGCUGACACUCCACCUGCUGCCCUGCGACUCACCAGAGAGGGAUCGAGAAAAUAAUUUAUAGGGUUUGCACGAAGACUAUCCCAGGUUGUUAAAGACAUAAUAUGUUAGAUUGUUGGAUUUAAAUAUCCCAAAACCA